UGGGCCGGCGGCGAGACCAGACGGGAGUUGGACUUGCUCGAGUGUCGGUGUUGGCUGUUGGGUUGCCGACAUGGGCUUUCUGGUGGGGAUCUUGGGACGCCUUUUGGGCCCGGUGGGUUCACGGGCGGUACUCCUCGGAGGCAGAUCUUUCCCACCCUCACCUGGAGCAUUGGGUCCCCUUCAGCUCAGGACACUCUCCACCCUUUCCCGAGCCUUAGCACAGCCUCCAGGCAUCCUCCAGCCUAUCCCUGCCCCUGUGCCGCUGCCACCCUGGAGCCUGCAACAAGUCCGCUUUAAGGCCCGGGGGAAUGAAUACCAACCUAACAACCGCAAGCGCAAGAAGACCCACGGCUGGAUCAAGCGUCUCAGCACACCUGCGGGCGUCAAGGUGAUCCUCCGUCGCAUGCUGAAAGGCCGGAAGUAUCUGACCCACUGAGUGCCAAUGUUCCACGCCGCGCGCCCUGGGCGAGCCCUCCAAACCCGCCAGGCAGCACCCAAGGGGUAUCGGUUUCACCGCCGCUGAUUCUCCUGGGGCACCACCAGAGAUGUCCGAAGAGUUGAACUGGGACCUCUGGGGUUCCGUGGAGAGGACAGUUGCUGUUCCAACAGAUGGGUGGGAUGCUUUGUUCUGAUGAAAUCCAGUUCACUCAUGAUUCACUAGUAAAAUCUGAAAUCAGUAAGCUUCCAGUGGAAGUCUUCACAGUG
This is a messenger RNA of Tachyglossus aculeatus (Australian echidna), 705 nucleotides long. It is a transcript of the gene MRPL34, whose product is annotated as mitochondrial ribosomal protein L34. The coding region runs from base 71 to 436 and encodes 121 amino acids. Lineage: Eukaryota; Metazoa; Chordata; Mammalia; Monotremata; Tachyglossidae. Gene Ontology annotation, biological process: translation. Gene Ontology annotation, cellular component: mitochondrial large ribosomal subunit; ribosome. Gene Ontology annotation, molecular function: structural constituent of ribosome. The record is from RefSeq and is a predicted model, not a curated record. The transcript is spliced from 2 exons.